GUAGCCAAGUGUCAUUUUUUAAAUUUUCUUACAUGAAAAGGUAUACUUAAAUAUUUAUAAAAUGUGAGGGGGUAUACUCACUUCUGUUAUUUGCAUGUUCCAUAUUGUAACUGCUGAACAGCUCCAGGACUAGUGUAUGCCACAGGGUCAAUAAUUUUUUGAGGUACAUUAGUCUUAAGAAAUCAGUCUAAGAAUCUAUCCCAAGGUUACCUGCUAAAUCUUGUGUCUAAAAGCAGAUUUAAACUUAAGUCUCCCUGGUCCUAGUUCAGCAGAUUAACUACUAAUCUAUGCUUUCUUGAAUUUGGAAGAGAUUGUGUAACGUAAUAUGGCUAACAAAGCUAGAUUCAAGCUUUCAGAACAGACAAGUAUUUACCCUUACUAAGGAAAACAAUUCUUGAACAAUUGUAGAGCCUGCUAUUUAUUCCUGGCAAGGAAAUGUAGUAAUGUGGAAGAGGUGAUGGCUCUCAGAACUUUCCUUAUGAACUGAAAACAGCAACAGCUUGUGAAUUAUUUCCUUCCUGUUCUGUGUCCUUGCUCUUCUUUCAUGUCUCAAAGCAUCUGCUGAUUUUUAAUUCCAAAUGUUUCCUUACAUACAGCUUCUUCUAGACUGUCCUCUUUCAGCUAUCCUCUAUCAAAUAAUUCAAGAUGAUUAACGUAAGAUCCGUGAGAGUUUAUCAAGGAAGUAAUUGUGCAACCAGCUUUGGUCCAUGAUCAAUCACUCCAGUGUUUUUCUGACUGGGCAUUCAGUGAAAGGCUAAAAUUCAAAGAAUUCUACUGAUUAGAAAAGGUUGAUGACCUUUCUAUUGUGACCCAAAUAUAUAGAACCUCUCUUUCUCUUUUGUCCGCUAGUCUUUUCAUAGAGACUAAAUUGUUUUAGUGGUUAAGACACUACUCUAUAUACUAGGACACCCUGAGUUCUAAUCUUGUCUUAGACACAAAGCCAGACAGGUAACUUUGGGCCAGUCACUUCCCUCAGCCCUAAGAAGGAGACAGUGCCAAACCACGUCUGAAAUCUUGCCAGGAAAACUGCAGGGACUUUUCAAAACUGCUGACACCUGGAGUCAAGAUUGACUCAAAGGCAUGUGCACACACACACAAUCUUUUCAAAGGCAGGUCAAGAGUGGUAAUUCCAUAGGCUGCUAUUUCAGCAGAUCUGUACUGUGCAAAGUUGGGAAGGGCUAUAAAUAUAGAUUCAAACGAUUUCAAUUGAAAAAUUCUACUUGAUAAUUUUCUGGAAUUUUAAAUCUUCAGUACAAAAUCAGCAGUGCUCUUAACUUCUUGUUUUUCUAGUAGGACCAUGUUUCCGAAAAUAACUACAGAACUGCUGAAGCAGCUUCGGCAAGUGAUGAAAAAUUCCAAAUAUGUUUCUGAACCCAUUCAAGCCUAUAUUGUGCCUUCUGGAGAUGCUCAUCAGAGUGAAUACAUUGCACCCUGUGACUGCCGUAGAGAGUUCAUUUGUGGAUUUAAUGGUUCUGCAGGAACUGCCAUUAUAACAGAGCAAUAUGCCGCCAUGUGGACAGAUGGACGCUAUUUCCUUCAGGCAUCCCAACAAAUGGAUUCCAAUUGGACACUCAUGAAGAUGGGACUGAAAGACACCCCUACUCAAGAGGACUGGCUUGUAAGUGUACUUCCUCAAGGUUCCAAAGUUGGAGUGGAUCCUUCUAUUAUUCCUGCUGACCAGUGGAAGAGAAUGAACAAAGUUCUGAAAUGUGCUGGCCAUGUUCUUGUGCCAGUCAAAGACAAUUUGAUUGAUGCCAUAUGGGCAGAUCGGCAAUUACGACCUUGUAAGCCUCUGAUGACACUAGAUCUUAGCUUCACAGGAAUCAGUUGGAGAGAAAAAAUUACAGUUCUGCGGGGCAAAAUGACUGAGAGAAAGGCUCUCUGGUUUGUUGUCACAGCUUUGGAUGAUGUGGCUUGGCUUUUUAAUCUUAGAGGGUCUGAUGUGGAAUACAAUCCAGUAUUUUUUGCUUAUGCUAUCAUAGGGAUAGACACUAUCAGGUUGUUUAUUGAUGGUAAUCGCUUGGUAGACACAAAUGUGAGAGAACAUCUGUCCCUGGAUUCUGCUCAGGACCCUGAAUUGCAUGUACAAGUGCUGCCGUACGAUUCCAUCCUCAAUGUUCUGAAAUCAAUUUGUGAAACUCUCUCUCCACAUGAAAAAGUUUGGCUCAGUGAUAAAGCCAGCUAUGCUCUAACUCAGGCCAUUCCCAAGGAUCACUGCUACCUCACUCCUUACACUCCCAUCUGCAUAGCAAAAGCUGUAAAGAAUGUGGCGGAAGCUGAAGGCAUGAGGAAGGCUCAUAUUAAAGAUGCUGUUGCAUUGUGUGAGCUGUUUAAUUGGCUGGAGAAGGAGGUUCCCAAGGGCAACAUUACGGAAAUCAUAGCAGCAGAUAAAGCAGAGGAAUUUCGUAGGCAGCAAGAGAACUUUGUUGACUUGAGCUUUGCUACCAUUUCAAGUACAGGCCCAAAUGGUGCUAUCAUUCACUACAAGCCUUCUCCUGAAACAAAUAGAACUUUGUCAUUGAAUGAGAUCUAUCUCUUGGAUUCUGGUGCUCAAUACAAGGAUGGAACUACAGAUGUGACAAGGACUAUGCAUUUUGGUACCCCAUUGAUGUACGAAAAGGAGUGUUUUACCUAUGUCCUGAAGGGCCACAUAGCAGUCAGUGCAGCCAUAUUUCCCAAUGGAACCAAAGGUCAUCUCCUGGAUUCCUUUGCUCGCUCUGCAUUGUGGGAUCAUGGCUUAGAUUAUUUGCAUGGUACAGGUCAUGGAGUUGGUGCCUUCCUCAAUGUCCAUGAAGGUCCAUGUGGCAUUAGCUACAAAACAUUUGCAGAUGAACCUCUGGAAGCUGGAAUGAUUGUUUCUGAUGAACCUGGUUAUUAUGAAGAUGGCUCCUUUGGGAUCCGGAUUGAAAAUGUUGUCAUUGUUGUUCCAGCUAAAACAAAGUAUAACUUCAGCAACAGAGGAAGUUUGACGUUUGAACCAUUGACCCUAGUCCCAAUCCAAACAAAAAUGAUACUUGUUCACUUACUGACUCAAAGAGAGUGUGACUGGCUGAAUGACUACCACAGAAAAUGCAGAGAAGUGAUUGGACCAGAACUUGAACGACAAGGAAGGCAUGAAGCCCUUCAGUGGCUCAUUAGAGAAACAGAGCCAAUCUCUCAAAGACACUAACGGCAUAUUUCGAUUUAUGGAUGUAAUUCCUUUUUAAAAAUACAUGUUCAGGACUGCUUUGGCUUUACAAUAAUGAUUUGGGGAAAGGCAUGAAUUUUUUAAAAGAAUAAUAAUCAAGACAAAUAGAAGAGGAAUAAUGGGAAAGAUAGAGGGUGAAAGACUUUAUUCCCCUGUGAUGUUCUCUCUGUUUUCUUUCUUUUUGAUAACGAACAAAAUUAAAUUCAGAGCUGUGAAAUCUGUGUCUUAAAACAAUGAGAUGGUUUAGUGGGAAAGAACACAUGGCGGUGAAACUAAUCUCUGGAUCAGAUUGAUCAAUCUGCUUGUAUAAACAAUGAAAAUAAGAAAACUUGCUAUAAUGUGAAUGGCAAUUUUGGUGGCAAUUUUCUCAAAUGUUAAGGAAGAAUGGUAUUGCAUCAGAGGUACACAUAUCUGCUAAAAUUAGUGCCUGCAUAGGUUUAGGUUUCUUGAAAAAUAGAAUUUCUCAUAACUGUUCCUGAGAUAUUUUAGCAUCUGGCUUUGCUGUAUCUCACACUUCAGAAAGGCAACUAGUCACUGCAUAUUUAUCCUUCAGUAAAGGAAGUGCCAAGCAAUACACUGCAUUUCUGGAGCAUUGAUCACAGAUCAUAAACCAUCCAGUGCAUGCAGGCUGUAUCCCUAUGCCUGUCUUCUCUGAACUAAGUCCAUUGCAUUCAGGUUUUUUUUUAAUUGCAAGACUCUUAGGACUGCAGCCUCAGCAGAAUAUGUCUUGAUAGCCUCAUGCCAUCUCAACUAACUCAGCAAUUUAUUUUCAGCAGAUACAAAUAAUAAAUGGAGCAAUCUGCUAUUGAGUAAUGCCAAUUGGGGAUAGGGUGGUAUUUCCAACCCCCACUUUUUUCUUAGUACAUUAAAAAUUCUAAUACUCUUUUUGAACACAGAUAACAAUAUCCACCUUGCUGAAGCAUGCAAUAGAACACAACGGAAUUUUCUCAUAAGUAUGUAUUUGGGUUCCAAAUGUGUGUAAUUAGUAAACAUAGUAUAAACAAAUGUAAGGAUCUUUUGAA
Messenger RNA from Thamnophis sirtalis, 4209 nucleotides. The record is from RefSeq and is a predicted model, not a curated record. Lineage: Eukaryota; Metazoa; Chordata; Lepidosauria; Squamata; Natricidae.